ACUCAUUCCCAAGCUUAGUGUUAGCUACUGUCAAUCCCGAGAAGCCAUUCGCUUUGAUGCGAAACUGAAUAGCGUUAACGUUAAAACAAACGUUAUCUUUUCGAAUAUUAAUUUACUUGUAACGUCAACAGCUGGAAGUAUCGUCAACUGGAAACCUCACGUUAACUCCGCUUUUUGUAAUGAUUUAAAAUUAUGCCAGCUAAAACGACUAAAGUAUCGGCCGCGAAGCCACGAGGGAAAGGGUCGCAGCCUCUGGAUGAUUCGGAUGAGGAGUUGGACUUACCCCCUCAAGAAGUGAACUCCAAUGGUCAGGAGCCACCACUCACAAAUGAUGCCGUUCCCGGGGAGCCUGCCGAGGCGGUUGAUGAUCGAAGUUUGGAGGAGAUUCUCGGUAGCAUCCCUCCACCCCCGCCCCCAGCGAUGACCAAUGAGCCGGGCGCUCCUCGCCUGAUGAUAACGCAUAUUGUUAAUAGGAAUUUUAAGUCGUACGCAGGCGAACAGAUUCUCGGGCCCUUUCACAAGCGGUUCUCCUGCAUCAUUGGUCCCAACGGCAGUGGGAAAUCCAACGUGAUCGAUUCCAUGCUAUUUGUGUUUGGGUACAGGGCUCAAAAAAUCAGGUCCAAAAAGCUCUCUGUGCUCAUCCACAGCUCAGACAAGCUCAAGGAUGUGCAGAGCUGUACAGUGGAGGUGCACUUUCAAAAAAUUAUUGAUAAGGAAGGAGAUGACUUCGAAGUCAUCCCCAACAGCAAGUUCUAUGUUUCAAGAACUGCUGGCAAAGACAAUUCCUCCACCUACCACGUCAAUGGCAAAAAAGCCACCUUCAAAGACGUGGGCAUAUUGCUGCGCAGUCAUGGAAUUGAUCUGGACCACAACAGGUUUUUGAUUUUACAGGGCGAGGUGGAGCAGAUCGCCAUGAUGAAGCCCAAGGGUCAGACCGAGCACGACGAGGGUAUGCUUGAGUAUCUGGAGGACAUCAUCGGCUCCUGCCGGCUCAAGCAGCCCAUUCACACCCUGUGCCAACGUGUGGAGCAGCUCAACGAGCAGAGAGGAGAGAAGCUGAACCGGGUGAAGAUGGUGGAGAAGGAGAAGAACGCGCUGGAGGGGGAGAAGAACACAGCAGUGGAGUUCCUCCAGCUGGAGAACGAUAUCUUCAAGAAGAGGAGCCAGCUCUGCCAGUACUAUAUCCAUGACCUACAGAAACGUGUGGUGGAGCGCGAAGUGGAAAAGCGGCAGAUCCAGGACGACACCGAGGAGCUGACGGAGAAAAACAACAAGCUGUCCGAGGAGAUGAAAGGGAAGACCCAAGACCUGAAAAAUGUGGAGAAGAAGCUGGGGAAGGUGACCAAGUACAUCGAGAACCAGAAGGAGAAGUUCACCCAGCUGGACCUGCAGGACGUAGAGGUGCGCGAGAAGCUCAAGCACUGCAAGAGCAAGACCAAGAAGCUGGACAAGCAGCUGCAGAAGGACCAGGAGAAGCUGGAGGAGGUGAGGAACAUCCCGGCCAGCAGUGAGAAGAUCAUCACGGAGGCCACGAACAGGAAGGGGCAGCUGGAGGGUCAGAAGGUGGUGGAGGAGGAGAAGCUGGCCCAGGUGAUGGAGAGCCUGAAGGAGGAGACCAAGGGUCUGCAGCAGGACAAAGAGACGAAAGAGCGGGAGCUGAUGGAGUUGAGUAAGGAGGUGAACGAGACACGCUCCCGCAUGGACGUGGCCCAGUCGGAGCUGGACAUCUACCUGAGCCAGCACAAGAGCGUGCUCACGCAGCUCAACCAGGCCAAGGACACGCUGCAGGGCGCCACAGACACCCUCAAGGAGAGGAAGGCCGCCAUCAAGGACCUGGAGGUCAAAAUCCCACAGUGCGAGCAGCAACUCAAGAAGGAUGAGCAGGAGCUGGAGCAGGUGAGCCAGGCUGACGGGCAGGUGCAGGAGGUGCUGCGGGACAUGCGGCAGAAGGUGGAGGAGGCCAAGAGCUCCCUGUCCUCCAACCGCAGCCGCGGGAAGGUGCUCGAGGCACUCAUGCAGCAGAAGAGGAGUGGGCAGAUCCCUGGCAUCCUUGGACGCCUGGGUGACCUGGGGGCCAUUGAUGAGAAGUACGACAUCGCCAUCUCCUCCAGCUGUGGGGCUCUGGACAACAUCCUGGUGGACACCAUCGACACGGCGCAGAAGUGUGUUACUUUCCUCAAAGCGCAGAAUAUCGGAGUGGCCACCUUCAUAGGCCUGGACAAGAUGAAGGUGUGGGAGCGGAGCAUGGGCGCCAUCUCCACCCCGGAGAGCAUCCCGCGCCUGUUCGACAUGGUGAAGGUGAAGGACGAGGCGGUGCGUCCGGCGUUCUACUUCGCCCUGAGGGACACGCUGGUCGCCAGAGACCUGGAGCAGGCCACCAAGGUCGCCUUCCAGAAGGACAAGCGCUGGAGGGUCGUCACCAUGCAGGGACAGAUCAUCGAGCAGGCCGGUACCAUGACUGGAGGAGGCAGCCGGGUGAUGAGGGGCAAGAUGGGCUCCUCCAUCGGCUCAGAGAUCAGCCAAAAGGAGCUGGACGGCAUGGAGAGCACUCUGCGGGAGAAGCAGAGGCAGAGACAGGACUAUCAGCAGCAGAGGCAGCAGCUGGAGGAGAAGGUGCAUCGCCAGAGACAGCAGCUCAGAGACAUGAAGAACACUCUGGAGAAGUACACCGCCAGCAUCCAGGGUCUGGCUGAGCAGGAGGUUCACCUCAAGUCCCAGAUCAAGAAGCUGGAGGCUAGUGUCGUCGCCGCUGCACCUGACAAGGCCAAGCAGAAACAGAUGGAGAAGAACCUGGACGCCUUCAAAAAAGACUUUGAGGCGGCGUCCAGCAAGGCAGGGAAGGUGGAGGCAGAGGUGAAGCGCCUACACACCCUCAUUGUGGACAUCAACAGCCACAAGCUGAAGGCCCAGCAGGACAAGCUGGACCAGGUCAACAAGGGGCUGGACGAGUGCACCUCCGCCAUCACCAAGGCCCAGGUGGCCAUCAAGACCGCCGGACGUAAUCUAAAGAAGUCUGAGGAAACGGUGGCCAAGGUGGAGCAGGAGGUGGAGGAGAACAAGAAGACCAUGGAGGAGCUGACGGAGCAGCUGAAACAGCUGGAGGAGCAGGCAGGGGAGAUCAUGAAGGCCUGCCAGGAGGCCGAGGAGGCGCUGCCAGAGGUGCAAGAGCAGCACAAGUCGGUGCUGCAGGAGAUCAAGGUGCUGCAGGAGCAGGAGCAUGCGCUGCAGAAGGAGUCCCUCAACGUGCGCCUCAAAGUGGAGCAGAUCGACACGGCCAUCUCCGAGAACAACAACAAGAUCAAACACUGGCAGAAAGAGGCCACCAAGCUGUCUCUGCACCCUAUUGAUGACAAGCCAGCGGAGGAGCUGCUGCCGCUGACGGCCGAGGAGCUGGAGGCCAUCAGCAGCUCGGACGUGCUCAAGAACGCCAUCGCCCUGCUGGAGGACCGCUGCGCCCACAUGAAGCCCAACCUGGGUGCCAUCGCAGAGUUCAAGAAGAAGGAGGAGCUGUAUCUGCAGCGGGUGUCUGAGCUGGACGACAUCACCACGCUGAGGGACGACUUCAAGCGCGGCUACGAGGAGCUGCGCAAGCAGCGGCUGCACGAGUUCAUGGCCGGCUUCAACAUAAUCACCAACAAGCUGAAAGAGAACUACCAGAUGCUGACACAGGGGGGCGACGCAGAGCUGGAGCUCGUCGACAGCCUGGACCCCUUCUCCGAAGGCAUCAACUUCAGUGUGCGGCCCCCGAAGAAGAGCUGGAAGAAGAUCUACAACCUGUCGGGCGGAGAGAAGACUCUAAGCUCGCUGGCGCUGGUCUUCGCCCUGCACCACUUCAAGCCCACGCCACUCUACUUCAUGGAUGAGAUUGACGCCGCCCUCGACUUCAAAAACGUUUCCAUCGUGGCCUGCUACAUCUAUGAGCAAACCAAGAAUGCCCAGUUCAUCAUCAUCUCCCUGAGGAACAACAUGUUCGAGAUCGCAGACCGCCUGAUCGGCAUCUACAAAACCUACAACACCACCAAGAGUGUCCCCAUCAACCCCAAGACCAUCAGUCUGCAGGAGGUGGUGUCCUCUGCCUGAGGUCUGCACAGACUCCACUCUCUGUCUCCUGUAUCUGUCGAUUUUAAUGUUGUGUAUCGUCUAAUCGUUUUCCUGUUUCCAUUUUGUCUUUUACUCCUCUGUUCAUCAUUAUGUAUAAAUUCUUUACACACAAAGCUGCUCUUUUUUAACUAUUACAAAUAAACUUUAUUAAAGUGUU
Molecule: messenger RNA, 4258 nt
Organism: Alosa alosa (allis shad)
Lineage: Eukaryota; Metazoa; Chordata; Actinopteri; Clupeiformes; Clupeidae
Gene: smc4
Product: structural maintenance of chromosomes 4
Exons: 24
Coding region: 193-4080 (1295 amino acids)
Biological process (GO): mitotic chromosome condensation
Cellular component (GO): chromosome
Molecular function (GO): ATP hydrolysis activity; ATP binding; protein binding
Source: RefSeq, a predicted model, not a curated record